GCGUUCAACCAGUGUUGAGUUUAGAGGGUCUCUCUCUACCGGGGUGACAACAGGAGCAAACCGAAGGGAAGUAGUAGCAGCAACAAAAAAAAACACCACCACUUUUCAUCCUUUUCACCUGCUGGAUACGUAACUCGCCCUGGAGUUGGAUUAACUUAUCACCACUCUUUUUUAGUUUUUCUUUUUAAUUUGCUUUAGAAGACAACAGAAACUCACAACAGAAGACAAUGGGAUCCCAGGCAUCCAAAGGAGACGUGGCCGCGGAGGCGAACGCUGCUGCUGCUGAUGGUGCAGCUGUCAAAACCAAUGGCCAGGAGAAUGGACACGUGAAAACCAAUGGUGACGUCUCCACAAAGCCUGAUGGGGAUGCUGCUGCCACCAAUGGCUCAGCCGAGGCAGCCAAGGAGCCUGAAGCCAGCGCUGGAGGAGACGCCAUCGAGCCGGCGCCCGCUGCUGAUGGAGAGGCGGCCAAACCCGAAGGAGGCGAGGCUGCGGCCAAGGAGACCCCCAAGAAGAAGAAGAAGAAGUUCUCCCUGAAGAAGUCCUUCAACUUCAAACUCAAUCUGAAGAAGACCAAGAAGAGCGAGGCUGUCAAAGAGGAACCGGCUGCUGCUGCUGCUGCCGCCGCCACCGCCACCGCCACCCCCACUGAGGAGAAGGCCGCUGCCGCCGAGAACGGAGCCGCUGCUCCCGCAGAGGAGAAGAAGGAGGAGGUGAAGGAGGAGGCUGCUGCUGCUGGUGCUGCUGCCGCUGCACCCGAGGCCCCAAAGGCGGAGGAGCCGGCUAAAGAGGAGGCCCCCAAGGAGGAGGCCAAGGAAGCAGCUGCCCCGGCCCCCGAGGCCACGAAACCAACAGAGGAGAGCAGCUCGACCCCCGCUCCCUCUGAAAAGAAAGAGUGAUUGUACCUAAAAGCUCACAAUGAACUGGGUGAACUGUUUUUCAAGAGAGAGAGAGAAAAUUUAAAGAGUAUAUAUAUAUAUAUAUUUAUAUAUAUAUGUGUAUAUGUAUACAUAUGUAUAUGGAUAUAUGUAUAUGUAAAUAUAUACACAUGUAUGUGAGAGACUCCUUCGACGUGCCACUUUUCGUCAUGAUAACAAGACGACAGACUAGAUUCACUAGAUCACUUCCCUGGUUACUGCUCGACAUCUGGACCUGGACUGAGUUUUUAGGUUGUGGGGUUGGUUCGCUAUGUGGAAAGUUGGAUUUUAAAUGGCUAGAACGCGAGCUGAUGACACCAUGAAGUAUAGACGGAUGAAGGAUGGAGCAUCUUUUCCCUAAAAAAAUCUGCAGAUCAAGAUGCCUCCUUUCCUGAAGGAAUGAAGCUAGAUAAGAAACUAGGACACCACCACCACUUGAAAUGACUGUUGAAUAGAGCAAAAAAAAAAGAAAAAAAAUGAAAUCAGAAAAAUUAAAGAGACUCGCCAACUUUUUACAUUCCUAUAUUUUAACCCAAAUUUGAAGUAUUUUGUGGUGUAUUAUAGAGAACCAUCUUAAAGAUUCAGAGAAGCUAUUACUUGUUUGUUUAAAGAGAAAAAAAAAUAGACAACUUUGAUUUUUACCUUACUAUGAAAAAAAGAACACUUAAGCUUGCUAUGUUCACUGUUGCGGUUUGAUAUGAAGCAGAGUUGUUUAUCUGUCGUAUGUGAGCCUGAAUCUGCUUUGUCUCUGUAAAUACAUUGGAUUGAUUUCUGUUCUUUAUUUUGCUAAUGUUGACAGAUGUUACUGGUUUUAUUGUAAAGUUGAUAAUGGUAAAUAAAUGUUGGUUACCUGCCCGUU
This is a messenger RNA of Sebastes umbrosus (honeycomb rockfish), 1776 nucleotides long. It is a transcript of the gene marcksl1b, whose product is annotated as MARCKS-like 1b. The transcript has 2 exons. The record is from RefSeq and is a predicted model, not a curated record. Gene Ontology annotation, biological process: central nervous system development; actin filament organization. NCBI's taxonomy places the organism in Eukaryota, Metazoa, Chordata, Actinopteri, Perciformes, Sebastidae. Gene Ontology annotation, molecular function: calmodulin binding; actin filament binding. The coding region runs from base 228 to 899 and encodes 223 amino acids. Gene Ontology annotation, cellular component: cytoplasm; plasma membrane.